GCCUCUGUGCGUUUUCCUCCGCGCGUUGAUUUCAUACCAAACUCAUACUUGGCAUUCCGCCUUUUUCUGUCAAACACGAUUAUUUUUACCGUGAAACUACUCGCGAUACACAAAGCAAAACUGCUCUAGAAGCCCCGGUGUGCGGAGAGGAGUGUGUGCCUGUAGCAGCGGGGCAGCAGAGCCAUUGUAAGGUGCGUUGUGGCCAGGAGCCGUCAUCAUUGCGUCGGAGUGGAGUUGCCGUGGCAGCCCUGAUGGGGCGCAGGAGGACGGCGGCGAUGGAGAGGGCCUGGGAGACGGGGCGGACCGCGGAUUGGACGGUGACCCCGAGGGCGUGUGGAGUCCAGACAUUGAACAGAGCUUUCAGGAAGCUCUGGCCAUCUACCCUCCCUGCGGCAGGAGGAAGAUCAUACUUUCAGAUGAGGGGAAGAUGUAUGGUCGAAAUGAGUUGAUAGCUCGCUAUAUCAAGCUACGAACUGGGAAGACGCGCACACGCAAACAGGUGUCUAGUCACAUUCAGGUUCUGGCACGUAAGAGGGUACGAGAAUACCAGACCAGCAUCAAGGCCAUGAACUUGGACCAGGUAUCCAAAGACAAGGCACUGCAGACAGUAGCCAACCUCUCAUCAGCUCAGAUUGUGUCUGCUAGUGUAAUGAAACCCCAGACUCCGUUCCCUCCGCCAGUCAGAUUUUGGCCCGGCCCUGUGCCAGGACAGCCUGGACAUUCUCAGGACAUCAAGCCCUUUGCACAGCCACCGUACACUACACUAACAGCCCCUGUCCCUGCUCCCAUUAGCUAUGAGCCCGUGCCUCCCCCACGCCCUGCAGCUCCUGUAUGGCAAGACAGAACCAUCGCCUCAGCAAAACUACGGCUACUGGAGUACUCUGCUUUCAUGGAGAUCCAGAGAGACAGGGAGACGUAUAAACACCUUUUUGUACUCAUUGGCCCAUCAAACCCGGGCUACAAUGACCCCGUGUUGGAGUCCAUAGAUGUCAGGCAGAUUUACGACAAGUUCUCUGAGAAGAAAGGAGGCCUGAAGGAGCUGUAUGAAAAAGGGCCGCACAACGCAUUCUUCCUCGUCAAGUUCUGGGCGGACCUGAGCAGCGACAUCGAGGAGGGAUCCGGUGUGUUCUACGGUGUGAGCAGCCAGUACAGUGGAACAGAAAACAUCACCAUCAGUGUCUCAACAAAGGUCUGCUCCUUUGGCAAACAGGUGGUGGAGAAGGUUGAGACAGAAUAUGCACACAUGGAAGGAGGAAAGUAUGUGUUUCGCAUUCAUCGUUCUCCCAUGUGUGAAUAUAUGAUCAACUUCAUUCACAAGCUCAAACACUUGCCAGAGAAGUACAUGAUGAACAGUGUACUGGAGAACUUCACCAUCCUACAGGUGGUGUCCAACAGAGAAACUCAGGAGACUCUGCUGUGCAUCGCCUUUGUGUUUGAAGUGUCCACGAGUGAACACGGAGCACAGUACCACGUUUAUCGACUAGUUAACGACUAGCAGCACUUUGUGUGCGUGCAGAGACUCUCCACAAACUUUUUGAUACAUACAGCAUAAAUACUAUUUCCAGCUCAAACACACAGAAUCUCCACUCCUCUACUCUAAACACACUUUUUUUGACAGACCAACAGUCACACUGUAGUCACACCUGUUGCUGUUCUUUCCUCUUCUUUACUGUGAGUGCAUUUCCGUCACUACAAACAAUACACACACGUCUCAACAACUUACAAUAACCUAAACACUGAAGUGAAUUUCAUUUUUAUAGAUUUUGACCAAAACGAUAAUGAUCAGUGAGCGUUGUGAUGUUAUCAGUGUGUUAUCCAGUCACAUAAAUGUGUCACCUAGUGAAACUGAUCUCUCAAUGACUGCGUUUACAUGCACAAAAUAUUCAGAUUUUUGCCCUUAUUCAUAAAAAGACAAUAUUCCGACUAAGCUGUUUACAUGGUUAAUGAAAAUUAAUAUUCCUGUAUACAUGCAGCAGUGCAUACUCUGAUUAAUGUGCCCUAACAUGACAUCUGUCACGUCAAAAUUGCACUUCCAUUUGGCUUCUUUGCGUCAAAAUAGGACUU
Messenger RNA from Epinephelus lanceolatus (giant grouper), 2064 nucleotides. NCBI's taxonomy places the organism in Eukaryota, Metazoa, Chordata, Actinopteri, Perciformes, Serranidae. The record is from RefSeq and is a predicted model, not a curated record.